AUGCAGCUUAGCUUCAAGCGACCAAAGCUCCGGGUCGAGCAGGCCAAAUCGCAGUUUGCCGAGGGGAGUGCCAGGUGGACAAACGUUGAUCUGGAUCCUGUCCCUCGGCAUGCUCGCAAGUGGGGAAUUACCUCUUUCAUCUCGUAUUGGAUCAGUGACGCAUUCAACGCGGCAACAUGGCAAUUUGCGUCGUCUAUAAUCGCCGUCGGCCUGACAUGGCGCGAGUCGUUGGGCAUUGUCGCGCUUGCCUUCUUCAUAAUAUCCUUUGUCAUUGCAUUUAAUGGAGCAACGGGUGUGAUUCACCAUGCGCCAUUCCCUGUCCUCGCACGAGCAAGCUGGGGCUUCUGGGGCUCCUAUGUUGCCAUUGUCUCGCGUGUCAUCCUCGCCAUAUUCUGGUUUGCAAUUCAGACCAUGAACGGGGCGAACACCGUGAGUGUUAUGAUCGCAGGAGCAAUAUGGCCUUCCUUCCUCACUCUACCAAAUCACAUUCCGGAGGAUGAGGGCAUCGCCACCAAUACCAUGAUCAGCUUCUUUAUCUUUUGGCUUGCCCAGAUUCCAUUCUUGUACAUGCAUCCUAACAGUCUCCGCUGGCUCUUCAUGGCCAAGUCCAUCAUUGUGCCCAUCUGCUUCAUCGCCAUCCUAAUCUGGGCUUUCGUCUCCACGAAAGGCAUGGAUAUCUUUGAUCAGAAAUCGACACUCCACGGUUCAGCCUAUUCGUGGGCUUUUUUGGCGAAUCUGACCUCAAUCAUCGGCAACUAUGCCACCCUGUCGGUCAACCAAGCUGAUUUCAGUAGAUACUCGCGGAUCAAUGUCAAAUGGCAGAUUCUCUACGUCCCAAUGCUGCCCAUUGUCUUCACUUUCAUCUCUUUCAUCGGGGUUGUCGCCUCAUCUGCCGGCGCAUCCAAAUACGGCGAACACCUCUGGGACCCGAUGAGCCUCAUUGCCAUGUGGCCGAACCGGGCCUGUCGCUUCUUCGCAGCGUUCAGUUUCGCGCUCGCCGCGCUCGGCGUCAACAUCUCUGCCAACAGCCUGUCGGCAGCCAAUGAUCUGACAGCGCUGUUUCCGCGCUUCGUGGACAUUCGGCGCGGCCAACUGCUCUGCGCCGUCCUCUGCUGGGCCCUGGUUCCGUGGAAGAUCCUGGAGAGCGCGGGUAGCUUCCUCAACUUCAUGAGCGCUUACGCCGUAUUCCUGGGCCCGAUUGCGUCCAUAAUGUUGUUUGACUUCUGGGUCAUACACAAGCGUCGCUAUGACACACGGGCGUUGUACGAGCCUAUGGGUAUCUACAGAUACACCUACGGCGUCAAUUGGAGAGCCGUUACGGCGUUCGUGGUUGGUGUCGCCCCAAACUUGCCCGGGUUCAUCAACAGCAUCAACAGCAACAUCGAUGUCGGCGUCGGAGUACAUCCGUACCAAUUCGGUUGGCUUUUGGGCUUCGUAGCGACGACUUUAGUUUACGUGACUUUGGAACUGGUCUUUGUGCCGAAGAAGACGAUGAUCGAACGCGCCGUGCUGCCCGAUGAGGUUUACGACGCGAUAGGAUAUCACGAUGGCAUCGAAGUUGUACCAGCCGAGGGUUCGGACGAGAGUGAAAAGAUCGAAGAAAGAAGGGGCAUCAAAAGCUGGGCGGACCGGAUCCUGUGA
Molecule: messenger RNA, 1641 nt
Organism: Aplosporella prunicola CBS 121167
Lineage: Eukaryota; Fungi; Ascomycota; Dothideomycetes; Botryosphaeriales; Aplosporellaceae
Exons: 6
Coding region: 1-1641 (546 amino acids)
Biological process (GO): nucleobase transport; transmembrane transport
Cellular component (GO): plasma membrane
Molecular function (GO): nucleobase transmembrane transporter activity
Source: RefSeq, a predicted model, not a curated record